CAGCAUGUCUGGUCUUCCUCGAUUCUUCGAGCGAGUGACAGCAGUGUCACAGAGUCGGUCGCACAGUCCGCGCGCGCCCGCGCAUCGCCACAGAUCCUCGGAAUAUGCGCUCGCGAUAAAUUCGAUAAUAAUAAAUCGAUCCUCGCGAAGUGUUUUGAAUUUUAGUUUUUUUUGGAUCGAAAGUGGGUGUUGGCUGAAAGAAGUUUUUCGUGGCGAAUUUGCAAUGAUGUUGAAGAUGCUGGUGGCGGGGCUGGUUCUGGGGCUGGCGCUGGGCGCCGGCGCCGCGCUGCCGCCCUCGUGCAGCCGCCCGCUGUACUGCGGCUCCGACCUGCUGCACACCGUGCAGCUCGCUAACAUCUUCCAGGACUCCAAGACCUUCGUGGACCUCGCGCUCAACGACGACGAGCAGACCAUCCUCGACAAGUUCGACUCGCUCAUGAACGAGACCGCGCGCCAGCCGACCCGCGAGCAGCUGCAGGCCUUCGUGCAGAGCAACUUCCACAACGGAUCGGAGCUGGAGGCGUGGAGCCCGCCGGACCACGCCGCCGACCCCGCCUUCCUCGCCGGCGUGCGCGACCCCGCGCUGCGCCAGUUUGCCGCCGACAUCCACGCCAUCUGGCCCACGCUCGGCCGCCGCAUCCGCCCCGAGGUGCUCGCCCAUCCUGACCGCUACAGCCUCAUCCCCGUCACGCACCCCUUCAUCGUGCCCGGCGGCCGCUUCAAGGAGAUCUACUACUGGGACACGUACUGGAUCAUCGAGGGGCUGCUCAUCAGCGGCAUGCGGGACACGGCGCGCGGCAUGAUCGAGAACCUGGUGGAGCUGCUCCGCGCCGUGGGCCACGUGCCCAACGGCGGCCGCUGCUACUACGAGCAGCGCAGCCAGCCGCCGCUGCUGUCCGCCAUGGUCGCACUCUACUUCCGGGAGACGAGGGACGUCAAGUUCCUAAAGCAGAACAUUGACGCGCUCGAGACCGAGAUCAAGUACUGGCUGGACACGCAGGCCGUAACCUUCGAGAAGGAUGGGAAGAAGUACUCGCUGCUGCGCUACUACGCGCCGAGCGAGGGCCCGCGCCCCGAGUCCUACUCCGAGGACUACGAGAACGCGCAGAGCUUCGACUCGGAGGAGCGGCGCGCGCAGUUCUACCUCGACAUCAAGAGCGCGGCCGAGAGCGGCUGGGACUUCUCCUCGCGCUGGUUCGUGGGCCCCGCGGGCGGCAACGCCGGCAACCUCACCACCGUGCACACCUCCGAGAUCAUCCCCGUCGACCAGAACGCCAUCUUCGCGAACGCGCUACAGAACCUGGCGAUGUUCCACGCCGUGCUGAUGUCUCCGCGCAAGGCGGCGCAGUUCGCCUUCCAGGCCAAGCAGUGGCGCGACGCCAUGGACCAGGUGCUGUGGCACGAGCAGGACGGCAUCUGGUACGACUACAACCACGAGCUGCAGCAGCACCGCCGCUACUUCUACCCGAGCAACGUGGCGCCGCUGUGGAUGGGCGUCGUGGACCGCAGGAAGAUCCGCAAGCGCGCGGGCAAGAUCCUCGCGUACCUGACGGACUCCAAGGGGCUGGACUACCCGGGCGGCGUGCCCACCUCGCUGAUCAACAGCGGCGAGCAGUGGGACUUCCCCAACGCGUGGCCGCCGCUGGUGAGCAUCAUGGUGAACGCGCUGGAGGCGCUGGGCUCGGCGGCGGCGCGGCGCGAGGCGCUGGCCGUGGCGCAGACGUGGGUGCGCGCGUGCCACGCCGGCUUCAGCGCCAGCCGCCAGAUGUUCGAGAAGUACGACGCGGAGCAGCCGGGCCGCGUGGGCGGCGGCGGCGAGUACACCGUGCAGACCGGCUUCGGCUGGUCCAACGGAGUCGUGCUCGAGUUCCUCAACAAGUACGGGCAGAGGCUCACGGCAUCCGACCCCGCCGCCGUCGCCCCCGCCGUCGCUCCAGCUGUCCCCGCCACCCCCGCCGUGGCAGCGGCAUAGUAAACCACCAGACCAAAGCAUCUACUUAACUGACAUAGACAUAGCUUAACAAGAUGACUGCUAGUUUAUCAAGCCAGAUUUCCUAAGUAUACAACGAACGAAACGAAAGGUUGCAUAGCCGUGUUGUGAUAGGUUAAAAUUAUCGAAAACGAGUAGAAUCAUUAUUUACAUAGAUAUAUUAUCUAUUCAAUAUUAUGUAUAUUGAGAUUUACCAAACCUACUAUAAGAGAUGCAUAAUAUGUAUUGUGUUGAGUUGUUACCAACACCUAUAUAGUUACCAGUGCAACGAGAGAUAAACAGUUAACAUGUUAUAAAUGAGACUAGGGAGUAGAUAAGUACAGUAAACGCUAUUAUCCUAAUCAUUAUCCUAAAAACAAUGAAAUGUGAUAAAUUGUUGUUAAUUUACAAAGACAUUAAAUCUGUCUUGGCCAUAUACUUAGAUAUUUAUUAAGUAACUUAAUUAUAAAUUAAUUAUUUCAUUAAGUAAUAUUUAAAUGCUUUAAGCAUGUUCCUGAUUUAAUAGUAUUGUUUGUUAGUUUCAGGAAUAAAUAAAUUGAUACCCAGUACAAACAUAAGCAUAAGCAAUUAUUUACUUAACUUACGUAGUUCAGUAUCUUCUGAAUUUAUGUACUUAAGUGGUAUACUUAUUUCUAGUUAAGUAUAAGUACCUUAGUAAUAUUUAUUUUAUGAAAUCAAAUGCAUUUUGAAAGUACAGCGCUAAUUAAGUAAGAUUUUAACUUACAUUACCUUUCUACUUUGAUGUUACCGUUAAAAUACUUAAAGUACUUAUUUAUUGUUACAAUCGUUAUUGUACCUUUAGAAAGUACUGUUUGUUAUUCCUAAUCAAUAAAAACCUUUUGUUACAAUCGUUUUAAGUAGGUACAAUACAUUACAAUAAUAUUAUUCUUAUCAUUAUCACUUCGGGUGACUAUCUUACUAAUAUAUUAAAAGGCUGUGUCUUUGA
Plutella xylostella (diamondback moth) is the source of this 2936-nucleotide messenger RNA. Its product is annotated as trehalase. The record is from RefSeq and is a predicted model, not a curated record. Gene Ontology annotation, molecular function: alpha,alpha-trehalase activity. Gene Ontology annotation, biological process: trehalose catabolic process. Lineage: Eukaryota; Metazoa; Arthropoda; Insecta; Lepidoptera; Plutellidae.